AUGCGCGUUGUAUUUCUCUUCGCCCUUUUAAUCGUCAAUAUAUUAUGCGACGAAGGGACACAUAUAUAUCAUGAAAAGAAUUUAAUAUGGAAACGUGAAGUCACCGAGAAUAACACAGAAUUGAAUUUAAAACAUCACAAACUACUGGAAUCGUUCAAAAACAGGUGGCCGGUGGAGAAAUGGCGCAAGUUCCAAUAUUUUACGGAUGAUUAUUUGGACCUCAUAAAUGAGCAUUGGCUACAGUUUUCGCCGCCCAACGAGGCGUUGCAAAAGAUUCUGGGUGGUGUAUACGUUUUGUUCUCGACUGUUGGCUGUUGGGGCAACGUUAUGGUUCUACUCAUGUAUUUAAGGUAA
Molecule: messenger RNA, 354 nt
Organism: Pieris macdunnoughi
Lineage: Eukaryota; Metazoa; Arthropoda; Insecta; Lepidoptera; Pieridae
Source: the annotation of a GenBank genome assembly